This is a messenger RNA of Clonostachys byssicola, 1014 nucleotides long. Lineage: Eukaryota; Fungi; Ascomycota; Sordariomycetes; Hypocreales; Bionectriaceae. The record is from the annotation of a GenBank genome assembly.
AUGGGCUGUUCCUCAAAGAAGCGAAAUGACCCGCCUCCAUACCAACAACAUCCCACAACCUAUCAACAGACACAAGUUGACGACUUUGCGCCACCCACAGGGCCUCCCCCAGGCUGGGGAUGGGGAGAAGUGAAUAACCUGUCUACUUCUUAUUCAAGCCGGCCUCAGGGUCCCGGUUCUUACCAACGCCCCAAUUCUAGCCACUAUCCUUCCCAAAGCCACGAUAAUGCUCUCCAGCCCCAGCCCUUCGAUUACAACAACGGACAUCUCGCUCCUUAUGGAACGAGUCCUCAGCCCUCCGGUCCGUACCAACAACACUUACAACAACGACCAAACUCUGCGUCGUCAUGGCACAGUCAAUCAAAUUCACGCCCUGCAGCUUUAUCGAUGAUUUUCCCAACUAGCAUGUCCACAUGGUGGAAUUCAGACUCCAAUAUGGGCACCUUUGUCGAAUUUGGAAUGGAACCCAAGGGAGAGCCCUUGUUUUCGGGCAAGUUGAGCAUGUCCAGCGGAAAGAUUACUCUCCGGCGUGACAAAUUCAAGCGCAACGGCGAACAUCUCGGUGAAGUCAAGAUGAAGGGCUCAACGGGUACGAAAUACCUGAUCAAACUACCAAAUGGCCAUGAGGCCGAGUACAACGGCAGUUUUCAGUUCCCCUAUAGGGGAAGUAUGGAGUCAUGGAGUUGGGCCAGUACCUCAAAGUCGAUCGGGGACAAGCUCACUGAUAAAUUGAACCAAAAACUAACAGGCAAGGAAAAGAGCUUGCAGCUUGUUGGUAAAUCAACUGGCAUCGUGGCUGCUGCAGUCUCGGCUGAGGAGGAUUCAAUGAGCGACCUAUCAUUGACAUCGAGCAAAAAGCAUAUUGGGCGCUUCGAAUUCAAGGGCCCGGUGCUUUCGGGUGAACUGGGAAAUGAUUUUGCGACUCUCUCGAUAAUGGCGUUUCUUAGGACCAAGCACGGAGAGGCAGAGAAGCAAAUUGUCAAGGCCAUUUUCAAGGGUGUAGGAGGGAUAUAG